AUGGCAAGUCAUGGAAUCUCACGUGGCUCGGCCCCUAUCGUCCGCUCAGAGGAGGCGCGACAGAAAGAAUUGCUGCAAAUCAAGGCCUACAAGGACUUGUCUGACCUCGUAAAUUCCAAGGUAGCGGAGAGGGAACACACGUUCGAGGUUCUUGGCCUGGUUACGAAGCUCUUGAACGAGAACCCUGAGUACUACACGAUUUGGAAUCACCGCAGACGGGUGUUGCUUGCGCUGGUCGCCGAAGAAGCACAAUUACCGGACGAGUUGUUGCAGAGCGAUUUACAGCUGACGUUCGCGCUGCUUCGCAAGUUUCCCAAAUGUUACUGGAUCUGGAAUCACAGGGACUGGCUCCUACAAAAAGCAGAGCCGCUAUUGGGUACAGAUGCAGCAUGCAAGCUCUGGACUGGAGAGUUACAGUUGGUCAACAAGAUGCUACAUGCUGAUAGCCGUAAUUUCCACGCUUGGAGCUAUCGACGUAUCGUAGUAUCAAAAAUCGAGCGCCUGGGCUCUCUCACAACUGAGCCUGCAGACAAGAGCUCAAGCCUCGCACAGUCUGAGUUCGACUAUACCACCAAAAUGAUCAAAACCAAUCUGUCUAACUUCUCAGCCUGGCACAAUCGCAGCCAGCUGAUCCCUCAAAUCCUCCACGAGCGCAACGCAGAUGCAAAGGCGCGCCGGAUUUUCCUAGCAGCAGAGCUCGAGCUCAUUUGCGAGGCGAUCAACACCGAUCCAUUCGAUCAGUCCAUCUGGUUCUACCACCAGUACCUGAUGUCAACUAUCUCUCAGUCCUGUCCCCCAGGCAGCCUCAUUAUCAAGGAUUUGACCAACGGCGAGCGGCAGAAGUAUUAUGAGAACGAGAUGGAGUAUAUCAGAGAGAUCCUGGAGGAUGAACCAGACUGCAAGUGGAUAUACGAGGGUCUACUCGGACUCGCAGAGGCAUAUUUGGAGGUGGAUGCGGGCACAGGAGCUGUCACAACGAAGGACAUGAGGGUGUGGCUGGCGGAGUUGAAGCGUCUAGAUGCGCUGCGAGCAGGCCGAUGGGACGAUUUGGAGAGAAAGCUCAAGCUGUGA
Ascochyta rabiei is the source of this 1071-nucleotide messenger RNA. RefSeq names its product Protein geranylgeranyltransferase type II. Gene Ontology annotation, molecular function: Rab geranylgeranyltransferase activity. Gene Ontology annotation, cellular component: Rab-protein geranylgeranyltransferase complex; cytoplasm. Bases 1 to 1071 code for a protein of 356 amino acids. Gene Ontology annotation, biological process: protein geranylgeranylation. The transcript is spliced from 3 exons. Lineage: Eukaryota; Fungi; Ascomycota; Dothideomycetes; Pleosporales; Didymellaceae. The record is from RefSeq and is a predicted model, not a curated record.